UGGGCAUUCGUCGGAGAGCAUUCUCCAAUACGCAGUUAGGUAAAAACAGUGAACGAUGUCUUGUGUGUAUUUUCUUCUUUUGGCUGCGGUUCUUGACCUCACAUUGUGUUACUCACUAAAUGACAAACCGAAACAGAAGAGCCGGGAAAUUCCAAUAACGUAUCCAGACGAUGCCAGAAUAAGUGAUUUAAACAUACAUCACCAUCAUCGACAUCCCGGGGUGUAUACUUCUGAUUUUAUACACGACCCCGAGUUCCACAGAAAGGAAGAACAUUCUGAGAGAAGAAGUGAUGAUUUUGAAUGUAGUGACUGUGAUAACGAGAUACCCUUGGAAUACAUUCGAAAACUAAACCAGUACAAUAUAACAGAUUUGCUGUUGAACUUUGUAGAAGAUGAAGAUGAGGAUCCUGAAAGUUACAGUCCUGCUAUUUUUAAUAGAUUUGGUGGCGCCCAUGAAAGACACGCCGCAGUUGCAACCGCCAGAAACGCAAAUUGUAUACCAGAAGUAAGAACCAUCAAGAUCGUAGAAAACCCAGAACCUGGAGUGCUUUACAUUCCGUCAUGCACCCGCAUCGAAAGAUGCGGAGGCUGCUGCCGACACAAACUUCUCUCAUGCCAGGCAACAAAAAUCGAGACGAUCACCUUAAAGGUGACAAAAGUGACGUUCAGGAACGUAAACAGCAAACUCAAGAAGAAUAGCGAGAAAUUGAUUCAGAUCGACAAACACACGGAAUGCGAAUGUAAAUGUGUAGUAAAACCCUCUGAUUGUAACAUAUAUCAGGAAUAUCGGGAGAACGAAUGCCGAUGUGCCUGCACCAACGUGGACGAAGAAAAGAAAUGUAACAAACAAAACGCCACCAAAUUGUGGGACCCGACGUCGUGCGCCUGUGUGUGUAGGGAGAUACUGCAGUGCUCCACGGGAUCGAGGUUCGAUCAAAAAGAGUGCACGUGCGUGCCCAUCGACGUGCGAGUCAAAGGAUAUGCGAUAGACGAAGAAAACUAAAUUUAUGCAGGAAUUAGACGGAUGCACGGCAGAUUUUCAAAUUAAAUUACUACGGGAUUGUGAUGUUUGCCGCAAAUUAAAAGUUUUAAGAUGAAAAUUACAAAAGUUGUGUAUGUUUGUUUAUAAAAGAAUUAGUGAUAUUAGUAAAAUUAUAGGUAAAUUAUUUGACCAAGUUAAUGGUCAUAAUCCUAUACUAGCAAUUAUAUUAAUUGGUAGAAUAAAAAAACAAACUUUUAAAAUUAUUAAAGCUAUAAUUUGACAACAUUUUCAAUCUAUGUAUUGUAUUUUGUUUGUAAUUUAUAAGAGAUCUGCUCUGUUCUGUCUAAUUUAUGUAACUAUUAUUGUGAUAUAUAUAUUAUACAGUUAAUUUUAAUAAACAUGGUUAGACAA
This is a messenger RNA of Aethina tumida (small hive beetle), 1393 nucleotides long. RefSeq lists its product as uncharacterized. Gene Ontology annotation, biological process: positive regulation of cell population proliferation; positive regulation of protein autophosphorylation. The coding region runs from base 56 to 1003 and encodes 315 amino acids. The record is from RefSeq and is a predicted model, not a curated record. Gene Ontology annotation, molecular function: growth factor receptor binding; growth factor activity. The transcript has 6 exons. Lineage: Eukaryota; Metazoa; Arthropoda; Insecta; Coleoptera; Nitidulidae. Gene Ontology annotation, cellular component: membrane.